UCUUCGCCUCCAGAGACCUGAAAUUCAAAGGAUUGGAAGAAUCCAAACCUUUCCAAAAAUUGAACAGCACCGCAUGCACCCACCAUGAUCCAGAACCGUCGACGGCGUCCCCAUAGCAGACGAUCCUCCCACAACAAGAGCAAUAGCAAUGGUCAGAUAUCGUCCCCGGGCAAAGCGCCGUUGCACAAGAGCCCCAAGUCAGGAGGGAGCGCGCCAGGACAAGCUCUGAUCAAAUUGCCUCAAACGCUGGGAAAUGGCAGCAUUCGAGACCUGAGCAGUCCCAAUAGCGGAGGGCUCCGAGUCUCGUUGCGUCGGAACAUGUCUCAAACAAGUCGCAACAAGGAUCCAUCGACGACGACGACGACGACGACUACUAAAACGACGACGACAAGCCAUCGAGGCGACCCGAAUUCUUGCUGGGAAUUCAGUGGGAUGAAUUUUUUGGUUCCCGCACUGGCGGUUUGGUCCGUAAUAGUGCUGCUGUUUUGGUGGCCUGAACUCAAGGACGAUGCUCUCGACUAUUACUAUCUGCAGUAUCCAGAACAGCAGCCUCUUUCUCCAAUUCCUGGUACUGUCCUGCCACUCAUUCCCAAUGUGUGGAUCUACGAUCCUGAUAAACAACAACCCAACCAGCAAGGGCAACAGCAGCCAGAUGAACGCAAACAGCACGUUUUGAAUCAUUUACGAGAACAUCGACAACCUCACUAUUACAUGUUACCUCAAGAUUACUAUGAGCAAAUGCCUCCGGGGGAACAAGACGACAACAACAAUAAUCAAAGUACCAAAAUACGAGGUGUCCUCAUCUUUUUGCACAAUUGCCAUCAGUCCGGUCUGCACUUCUUCCAGCUACCGGAAAGUCGCAUUGUCGCAGCACAAGCACUCAAACGAGGAUUGGCAAUCUUUAGUCCGACAGCAUCCUCGGCUUCCAAACUUUUCACCACCAACGUGGGCAAGGGAGGGAAAUCCAAGCGUGACAAUCCACAACAACAACCAUUGCAAGGUGGUUCCGAUGAAAAGAAUUGCUGGUCUUCGCUGGAUGGUGAUGAAUUGUUAGGGCCCCUGCUCUAUGAAUGGGCCAAACAGAUGAAUGUUGUCUCGCUGCCACGGAUGGCCAUUGGAAUGUCCAAUGGCGCAAACUUGUUCAUGGCAUCAUCCCUUUACAAAACACUCCGCCUCCAAUCAAUGGCAUUGUAUGGCAGCCACCACCCAAGUGGAUUCAAUCGUGCCGAUCUAGACAAUGAUGUCAUUCCUGCUACUGCCUUUGUAGUCUUUCCCAAAAAUUCCAUUGCCACAGAGUAUGCCAUGCGACAUUACGGCAUCUUGCAGCAAAGUCAUGAAGCAGACCAGGAGGAAAUGGAAUUGCGCAAGGAAGAAGAGAGAGAAGAAUUGGAAAAGGAAGCAGCAGAAGAAGAGGAGGAUGAAGAAGAAGAUGGAUUGGACUCGGAAAAGACCAAACCUAGACGUCGCUUCUUUCGCAAAACACAACUAUGGAAAAUUGAUCCUCAUGCAUGGACCCCAUCCUUGUGCCAGGCUCGUCUGCCAGAGUAUCAUACUCGAUGUCGCAGUUUCUUUCGGCAUGUGCAAGGGUAUCAAAAGAACAAACAACGCAGACAGGAAUUCAAACAAAUGAAACAGGAUCCGCAAAAACGCGCCAAACGACUCCGUCUAGCCCACGGUGGCCUGCAGAAUGCCAAACAAAAGUUUCAACUCAUUACAUCGCUCGGCGAAGUCUUACAAUCGAGCAAGAGUCCUCAGUGGGUUCCAGUCAUGCAAAAGUUGGGCCUAGACGAUUGGACCACUCACACCAUGGCGUUCACCUUGGCGUCGUAUGGAAACAACAAGCCGCAACCCGACAAAAAACACCAAAAGAUGCGAAAGAAGACAUUGCAACUUCAAAAAUUUCCUACGAUUGCGACACCGGAAGGUCGAUCGUGGCUGUGGGCCAGCAUGCUGCAAGAGAUUGAAGCUGCCUAUGGAGUGCAAGAAAUGACGUCCGAGUACUCAUCUCAGAUUUUGGACUUUUUAAUGUACCAUGCGGGGCUAACUCUGGGGGCGGUGUCAUAGCUUUCACAACACUUCCUACCGGUAUAUCCAUGCAGUCAGCUCUUGCAAAUUACCAACGCGAAGAUUUGAAACCUGGCAAAAUCCAAGAGAAAAGGGUUGCCUAGCCAGCAAAGAGUGACGGGUUUAUGCACAUUGCCAAGCACUUGCUUCUGUCACUGCUCAGCGACAAGGAAUCUUUUUGAUUUUGAGGGAUUGUUCAACCGACUCCGCUAUUUGCGUUGGCGAAUGGUUGCGGUUAAAUUAGCUACCGGUACCUGCUGGCUAGCUAGCGUUAGUCCGGAAUUUCAAUGGCUAGAGGAUCUGCUGAAUAUGGCCCCGCCCACGGCUUAGUCGAAAUAGCUCCCAAAAAAACUUGUGGCAUCAAUGAAAGCGCGCUGAAUCAGGCACACGCAUGAGCACGGAGUAGCUGUAUUCAGCGUGUGGCUAGAAGUGCAAGUUCCAGAUGUCAACUCGCCCUGAAUCCAUGUAUGGAAGGAUGCUACCGAUGCAAAGACUUCUGGUGUUGAAGUUCCGCACCCAUCGGCUGGCAGAGGUUUGAGAAGAGUGAACGUGAGCCAAUUCAUGCAUCAACCACCGCUCCUUGGAAAGCCCAACUUACAACCCACAAAUGAAGCUACGCCAACUUGAACCUUCGCGCUAUCUAGGAGAGGACCUCCUGAGUCACCUGAGGCAGACCGAAAUGCGUGGCGAUUGAUUGGAGGAAUGAGCUGAGGACUGAGCUCUGUGUCACACCAAGUGGCCUCCUUGCAGGUUGAUUCGCUGACGAAGGCUUCUGUCGUCUUCAAGAGCGAACUCGAAGUGGGGCCAUCUGUAGAAGUGCGUCCAAACCCAAUCGCGGUUAAAUCCCCACUUGACGGAUGGCUUGUAUCGCUGUUGAGAACCACGAAGGAGGUAACCGUUGUGACCGGGGAAGAAAGUGAAAGGACCGCAAGGUCGCUGUAGACUCCUUUUAAGUCGUAUCCAAAGUCAGGAUGAAUAGAGACACAGCUCGGUGUGACAGUCUCGCCGUCGGAAGUGGUCGUGUGACCUACUCUUAUCUGCGUCGGGAGGAAGAUGCUUCCCGAGCUUGAGAGAAAGCAGUGAGCUGCUGAAAGUACCCUAUUCGCAGAAAUCAAGGUCCCUCCACAAUAGAUCUGUCCUUCAUACUCGAGUGAGACGAACCACGGGAACUCCCCAGAACUGGCUGUACGUGUGCAGGAGCGCAAAAGAGACAAUGAGGCGGGGCGGGGACGCUUGAACUCCCACGAGCUCCUGUGUGCUAGUACAGUUACCUCCUCACUUGCUUACCAGGAGAGCCUCCCACGAUUUCUUGUGGCCCUGCCAGUGGCAGCAAAUAAUCAUACCUCUCGUCAAUGUCUCCUUCAAACCACUUCAAGUCGUCUUCUUGCGUUCGUCGGAGAUGCCACGGUGCAGCUGAUGUCGUAGUUGCCACCAGGACUAGGACGAGCAACGAAAGCAACGUGGGUAGCUUUGUCGAUGACAUCGUAGAUGUAGGCUCUUUAGGAGAAUGAAUGAAUGAGGGAAUGAAUGUCAAUUGUUAAGAGAACAAGAUUUAGCCAUGUUUCUGCGUUGCAAAGAUCGAAUCCGGGACAAUGCGAACGGUACCGUACCGGUCAUGGUAUCGGUACUGUACAACUAGGCGAAUACUUUUCAACCAUCGCUGGUGGUGCGAGACCCAGGCUGUGGAACCUGACAUCAAAAAACGGUCAGAAAAGAAGAAUUUGGCGUUCAGGAGCACAUCAGGAUGUUACAUGUGUGCGCAGUCUCCCGUGGUUGCGGUGACUUGGAUGUGAUUAGGGAUAGACGGGUAGGUGUCGUUGCUACUCGCAGUUGUACGACCCUUUGAAACGCACCUCGUCCGUUCUGCGAAGGUCUUUCGUGCGCGACGCACCCACCCGGGCC
Molecule: messenger RNA, 3966 nt
Organism: Seminavis robusta
Lineage: Eukaryota; Bacillariophyta; Bacillariophyceae; Naviculales; Naviculaceae
Source: the annotation of a GenBank genome assembly